This is a messenger RNA of Symbiodinium necroappetens, 1393 nucleotides long. NCBI's taxonomy places the organism in Eukaryota, Dinophyceae, Suessiales, Symbiodiniaceae. The record is from the annotation of a GenBank genome assembly.
GCUCAGCCUCAGCAGAGACAGCAGCCGGCCAGUGACGACGGUUGUGGUGUCGCACGACACGUCCUUCCUGGACAAGGUGUGCACGCACGUCAUCAACGUCAAGCAAAGGAAGCCGGAGCCUCGCAUCGAUGCAAAGUUUUGUGUCGCAGGUGUGCGCUGGAAGUAUUCGGAGUGGGCGUUGAAGACAUACAAGGGCAACAUCACCGACUUCGUGCGACGCUGCCCCGAAGCCAAGUCGUACCUGAGCCUGACAAACGACAAGCAACGCUUCGUUCUGCCAGAGCCAGGAAUGUUAGAGGGAGUGAAGUCCAAGGGCAAGAAGCUGCUGAAAAUGCAUAAUGUGACUUACACAUAUCCUGGCAACCAGACGCCGACCCUCUUUAACGUCAGCAUUGAGGUGUCUCUUCUAAGUCGCGUGGCUGUGAUUGGGCCCAACGGCGCGGGGAAGUCCACCAUGAUCAAGGCCUUGGUCGGCGAGCUGCCAGUCGCGGGAAAGAGCAUCGUAUGGAAACAUCCGAAUGUGCGAAUAUCCUACGUUGCCCAGCAUGCUUUCCAUCACGUCGAGCAGCAUUUGGACAUUACCCCAACACAGUAUUUGCUGUGGCGGUUUGCUGGUGGCGAAGAUCGUGAAGCACUCAACUAUCGAUCGGAGGAAGUCAGUGGCGAGAAGAAGAAAUACUGGCUGAACGAAGCUGGCGUCCUCUGCAAGUGUACCAACGCCAAGGAGGAAGCCAAGGCCGUGAACCCGGAGUUGAUCCUCGGAAGGAAGAAGUCGAAGUCGAAGGCGAACUCAGGCGACGAGAAAUACGAGUACUCUGUCAAGUGGCACGGCUUCAGUUCCGAAAGCAACAUGUGGGUCCCUCGCGAGAUCUUGCUGGAGAUGGGCCACUUGCGUCUCAUCCAGCGCGAGGAUGAGAGGCAGGCAGCUGCACACGGCCUCGUCUCACGGCCCCUGACGCAACCGCAGGUGGAGGAGCAUCUAGCCGGCUUCGGCCUGGACUCGAACCUGGCAUCCCACACAAGGCUGGGGAUCUUGUCUGGCGGUCAAAAGGUGAAGGUCGUUCUUGGAGCAGCCAUGUGGCUAUCCCCACACAUACUGAUCCUCGACGAGCCGACGAACUAUCUUGACCGUGAUUCCCUUGGAGCCCUUGCCGCAGGCCUCAAGGAGUUUGGGGGUGGCGUCAUCGUCAUCUCUCACAAUCGAGAAUUCUGCUACGCAGUUUGUGACGAGAGAUGGCUCAUGGAUGCCGGGCGACUCACUAGAGAAGGACAGCUCAGCAAAGCGGACGUGGCGUUGGAAGGAAAAACCAUAGCGGACGAGUACACAGACGAGUUCGGCAAUGUUCACAAGAUCAAGAAGCAGAACCACACCGAGAAGGAGAGACUGAUGUGA